AUGGCUGUCGAUACUUCUAAUUAUAUCCAAGGCCUCGCAAGCCCCCUACACGUCAGCGCGGCUAUCACUGUGGCGCUUCUGACUGCCUUUCUCUGGCGACUGUACAAUGAUCCCCUCAGUCACAUCCCAGGCCCUCUCGUCGCCCGCUUCACCCCAAUCUGGCUCUGGUGGCUCACCUGGACAGGAGUUGAAUGCCGCGUCAUCGACAGGCUUCACAAGAAAUAUGGCCCGGUUGUGAGAAUCGCCCCCAAUGAAGUCGACGUAUCCGAUGGCGCGGCUCUCAACCUCAUCUACAUCAAGAACGGCGGCUACAUGAAAAGUCCUAUCUACCGUAAUUACGACGUCAAUGGCUUUGAGACCAUCUUCUCGGCUUUAAACCCGGCUCAUCGGGCACCGAGGGCGAAAGCCGUUGCACCCAUGUUCGCCCAUCAACGAAUCGCAAAAGGCAAACCGGACGUCGACAAAGUUCUCGAUUCUUUUGUGGCUGAGAUGCAACGCAGGAAGAUUGAAGCAAACGGUGCCCCAGUAGAUGUCCUCAACCUGUCACGCGCUCUCGCUUUGGAUACAGUGACCGUGUAUCUAUUUGGUGAAUGCUUUAACGGUAUCAGUAAUGGUCGCCUCCGUGUCACCGAGUUCAUUAAUAACUUCGUCGCUGGUGGUCGCUUCUUUUACCUACCAGGGUGGUUCUAUGACUUUGUGGACGAGUGGUCUGCGAAGCUUGACAAGAAGAAGCUGCUCGUCGCCCAGAGUACUGAUAUGAUACAAGAGUAUGCUACUCGGGUGGUUGAUAGAAGCGCCGUGGAAGAAAAGGACAUGGAACCAGAAACAUUCCAAGGUCGAUUGCUGGCUGCUGGUAUCUCGCGCGAGGAGGCUAUAGCUCAAGUUGUUGAUGUCAUGUUUGCUGGUACCGACGCUGCUGGGACGACAAUGGCGAUUCUGUGCUGGAACUUGGCUCAGCAUCCCGAGAAAUACGAUCGCGUUUACAAGGAAGUCAUCGAAAAUACUGAACUUGACGCCCAAUCCCUGCCUUACCUCACAGGUGUCGUCAAAGAAAGUCUACGCCUGUCCAUGGCUAACCCAACCCGUUUCCCUCGUAUUGUCCCUCCUGGUGGAAUGCAGGUUCCCGGCCUACCUAAAAUUCCAGCUGGUACCAGCGUCGGCGCCGGCGCUUUCAUGCUGCACCAUAACCCUGAAGUCUUUCCAAGCCCGCGUCAGUUCAUGCCAGAGCGAUGGUUAAAUCCGUCUCAGGAGAUGCUGCGCGACAGCUUCUACUUCGGAGCUGGCUCGCGGCAAUGUAUUGCGCGGAAUCUUGCGUCUGCUGGACUUUGGUGGGCGGCCGAGGCUUUCAUUCGAAGUGAUGUCCUUCGGGGCGCAACGAUUGUUCGGGACAAGAUUGAGAUUGUUGAGUGGUUUAAUGCAAAGAUCGUCGGCGAGAAGAUCGAGGUGCAUUGGUGA
Molecule: messenger RNA, 1455 nt
Organism: Fusarium fujikuroi IMI 58289
Lineage: Eukaryota; Fungi; Ascomycota; Sordariomycetes; Hypocreales; Nectriaceae
Product: related to benzoate 4-monooxygenase cytochrome P450
Exons: 2
Coding region: 1-1455 (484 amino acids)
Molecular function (GO): monooxygenase activity; oxidoreductase activity, acting on paired donors, with incorporation or reduction of molecular oxygen; heme binding
Source: RefSeq, a predicted model, not a curated record